Molecule: messenger RNA, 786 nt
Organism: Aplosporella prunicola CBS 121167
Lineage: Eukaryota; Fungi; Ascomycota; Dothideomycetes; Botryosphaeriales; Aplosporellaceae
Exons: 1
Coding region: 161-568 (135 amino acids)
Source: RefSeq, a predicted model, not a curated record
CACUGGAUAACAGUCUCGGUAUCUUUGACCAUGUUGCGUGACGUGCUGCUGAAGUUUGAUCUAAGGUUGAGAUAAUGAGAAGCACCGGAAAUGAGUCUGAAACGAGGGGUGGAUGGGACUCGAGAAUGUAUGACGACAUGGACUCUGGCACAGCAGCUGGAUGCGGAUGGAAUCACGUGCCGUGCGGCUUGCCGGAGGAGCAGGAGCAUUGGGAAUCGGAAGCGCGGAAAGAUGCAGGAGGGGCUGGGAUGCUGGAAGAGCCGCCAAGAAAGAGCCAAUUAGCUCGAGUCGAAUUGUCGUGGGAACCCGAAAUUUGAGAGGGCUCGAGCUAGUUAUUUACAAGUAUUGGGAUGAAGUCAGUUGGCCAUGUUUAAAGUUAGCGGGCCCUAAGAGGCAGCUCCCGUCCAAGGACCCUAGCUUCGUCACCCUAGCUCUGGUCACCCGCGGUCGAUCUCUCAAACCAGCACAUGGGGAAUUUAGACGCAAGCGGGCAACGAGGAGGCUGGAGUCGGGGGGAGUCGAGCAGGCGGACGUGGCGGAACGGGCUCGUCGCGGGUCGCGUAGGUAGGACGAGCGCAGCUGGGCUGGGGUUGCAGCAGACAGGCGUUUCAAGUGGCAGCAAGGCAGGUUUAUGGCCAACACCAUCCUCCAUUCAGACGGCGCAGAGCGAUCCUCGGGUGGCGAGUUUGGUCGGGACUGUUGCGUUGGCACGCUGAGAAGUCCAGCUGCGGACAUGGGGGUGCGAAUAGCUCAUCCUGAUACCGACGAGGACUCCUUAAAAUUAAA